Micromonas commoda is the source of this 483-nucleotide messenger RNA. It is a transcript of the gene RPL27, whose product is annotated as ribosomal protein L27. Gene Ontology annotation, biological process: translation. NCBI's taxonomy places the organism in Eukaryota, Viridiplantae, Chlorophyta, Mamiellophyceae, Mamiellales, Mamiellaceae. Gene Ontology annotation, cellular component: ribosome; cytosolic large ribosomal subunit. The transcript is spliced from 2 exons. The record is from RefSeq and is a predicted model, not a curated record. Gene Ontology annotation, molecular function: structural constituent of ribosome. Bases 1 to 483 code for a protein of 160 amino acids.
AUGGCUUCUCUCAUGUCCGGCCUCUCGGCUCGCGCCGCGGUCGUGGCUCCCGCCUCCCGCGUGGCCAUGCCCCAGUCCACCUCUGCUCCCGUGCGCUUCGGCUUCUCCGUGGAGGCUGCGCACAAGAAGGGUACCGGCUCCACCAAGAACGGCCGCGACUCCAACCCCAAGUACCUCGGCGUCAAGAAGUACGGCGGUGAGCAGGUCGUGACCGGAAACAUCAUCAUCCGCCAGCGCGGCAACUCGGUUCACGCGGGCCCGGGCGUCGGCACCGGCAAGGAUUACACCCUCUUUGCGCUCCGCGACGGCGAGGUACUCUUUAAGCCCGGAGCCAACGGCAAGAAGACCGUUCGCGUCGUCGAUCCGGUGCAGAGGGGUGGGCGCGAGGACGGCAAGCCCUCCCGCAGGGACAAGCGCCGCGAGCUCUACACCCCUCGCGCCGAGCAGCGUGCCGCCGCGGAGGCUGCCGCCGCCACCCGCUAA